AUGUUUCAGUCUUAUUCUUUUCUUCAUUUAUUUUCACUCAUCUUUUCUUCAUUUUUCUUUUUAGACUCUUUCUCGUUAAUUCCUUCAUUUUAUCCUUUUUUUCUUUCUCAUUUUUCAUGGCAUUUUCUCAUCGUUUUUAUUUCUUUAUUGUUUUCCAAUUUCAUUUUUAUUUUUUGUUUUUAUUUUCAUUUUUAUCUCCACUUAAUUUUAUCUUUUAAAAUUUUUCUUUCUUUCGUCAUAAAUUUCCUUAUUUACAAAUUAUUUUCUCUUCUUUCUUUCAUUCAGUCUUUCUUUUAUAGCAAUUUUUUCUUCAUUACUUAUAUUAUUUUUUGUAAUUAUUUUCAUUUUUUUUUCUUUGGUGCUUUCUUUUGCAUUAUCUUUUUUCUUUGUUCUGUCAGUUUCAUUUUAAAAUCCUUUUCAGUAUUUGAAUUUCAUUUCUUUAAUUCGUCUCUCUUUUUUAAUAUCAUCAUUCUUUCUUUUCUGAUAUUUACCAUUCUUUCUUUCUUUCUUUCAUCUUCGCUUACUAUCCUCCUUUUUUUCUACUUUUACAUUUCUUUCAUAUUUCUUUCUCUAGUUCUUUCUUUCUUUCUUUCUUUUAUUUUCACCGUUCUUCCUAUAUUUCCAUCUUUCUUUCUAUUUUGGCUUCCUUUUUUUCCUUUCUUUUUCCUUUCUUUUUCCUUUCUUUCUUUUCUCUUUUGUCCUAUAUAUCUUUCUUUCUUUCUGUCCUUCUAA
Acanthosepion pharaonis is the source of this 732-nucleotide messenger RNA. The record is from the annotation of a GenBank genome assembly. Lineage: Eukaryota; Metazoa; Mollusca; Cephalopoda; Sepiida; Sepiidae.